AUGCCCCAUGAUGCCGCGGGGCCGAGCUACAACAAGCUCUGCCCCGGGCACCCUUGUCCCCCUCCCAUCUCCCCUGCAUCCCCGCAUCUCUCGCCGGCCCCUCGGGCUGAGGGCCGGGCAAUGCAGCUUCGGGGAGCCGGAGGCUGCGGGCGCGCGUCCCUGCGGCGGUGUCCCCGGGGUUCGCGCCCCGAAGGGGCCCGAGGGCAAGUACCCGCUGCACUACCUCGUGUGGCACAACCGCCACCGCGAGCUGGAGAAAGAGGUCCGCGCCGGCCAGUGCCCUUGGUGUCCAAGAUCUGCCCUAGUGACACCUACAAAGUGUGGAAGAGUGGGCAAAACCUACGGGUAGAUACCACGCUCUUGGGCUUUGAUCACAUGACAUGGCAGCGAGGGAACCGCAGCUUCGUCUUCAGGGGCCAAGACACAAGUGCUGUCGUCAUGGAAAUCGACCACGACCGCCGGGUGGUGUACACAGAGACUCUGGCACUGGCCGGGCAGGACCGUGAGCUGCUGCUGGCUGCUGCCCAGCCCACUGAGGAGCAGGUGCUGAGCCGGCUCACCGCACCCGUUGUCACUACGCAGCUUGACACCAAGAAUAUUUCCUUUGAGAGGAACAAGACUGGCAUCCUGGGCUGGCGCAGUGAGAAGACGGAGAUGGUGAAUGGGUAUGAAGCCAAGGUAUAUGGGGCAUCCAAUGUGGAGCUCAUCACCCGGACACGGACAGAGCAUCUUUCAGAACAGCACAAGGGCAAGGUCAAAGGCUGUAAGACACCUCUGCAGUCCUUCCUGGGAAUUGCUGAGCAGCAUGGGGGCCCCCAAAAUGGGACCCUGAUCACUCAGACUCUGAGCCAAGCCAACCCCACUGCCAUCACUGCAGAAGAAUACUUCAACCCCAACUUUGAGCUUGGCAACCGGGACAUGGGCCGCCCCAUGGAACUGACCACCAAGACACAGAAGUUCAAGGCCAAGCUGUGGCUGUGUGAGGAGCAUCCCCUGUCCCUGUGUGAGCAGGUGGCCCCCAUCAUUGACCUCAUGGCUGUCAGCAAUGCGCUUUUCGCCAAGCUCCGGGAUUUCAUUACCCUGCGCCUACCCCCUGGUUUUCCUGUCAAGAUUGAAAUCCCAAUCUUCCACAUCCUCAACGCACGCAUCACCUUCGGAAACCUCAAUGGCUGUGAUGAGCCGGUGCCAUCGGUGCGAGGCAGCCCCAGCAGCGAGACCCCUUCCCCAGGCAGCGACUCCUCCAGCGUCAGCAGCUCCAGUUCCACGACCUCCUGCCGCGGCUGUGAGAUCUCCCCCGCGUUGUUCGAGGCCCCGCGAGGCUACAGUGUGCUGGGCGGCCAGAGGGAGGCAGCCACCCGCGAUGAUGAUGAUGACCUGCUGCAGUUCGCCAUCCAGCAGAGCCUGCUUGAGGCGGGCAGUGAGUAUGACCAGGUCACUAUCUGGGAGGCACUAACCAACAGCAAGCCAGGGACUCACCCCAUGUCCUACGACGCUCGCAGACAGGACAGAACCCACUGUAGGACAGUCCGUGAAGCCUUUGCAUUUCCGCUCUUCACCCCUGGGGGGCAGCUGAGCUCCCCACGUGCUGUGCUGCUUUGUCCCAGAUACAAACCAGUACGUCAAGGGCCCAGCUCCUCCUUCACCCCAGCAUUUCAGCGUCAAGUGCACUUAGCGGGGUGCCCGGCUUCCCCAGCCCCCCCCCCCCCCCCCCCGUCUCAGGGUGGUCCCACUUUCUCCUUGGGCGGCCAGAGGUUGGAGUCCCCAUCCCCAAGGCACUCUUUUUGUGAUCAGGGAGGGUGCCCAAAGUGGCCCCCCGGCCUAGGCAAGGCCUGGUUCCUUCAUGAUGUCUUGGCAAAUGGGGGACAUAUUUGGUCUGGGGGCAAGCACUAGACCCUGUCCCCCAGCCCCGCUUAUGGGCAGGUGCACCCUGGAGCCCUCUCAUCUUCGGCUCAGGGCCCUGGCACCACCACCCACCCCUUCCCACCAGCUGCUGCUAGCCCUCUGUGGUCGUGUGUCCCACCUGCCCCUACCCAGGGGCUGACUCUAAAACCCUUCAUCCAAUGGUGCUAAUCCCCGGCUCUCCCCUGCCCCCCCCCCCCCCCCCAGAGAAGCACAGACCCCGCUAGGGGCAGGGGCCCACUGCACACCCUUGUCCACCUUCUCAGGCUGGCCUUCCUGUCUCAGCCAGUGAGGCUCAGUAGGGACACAAAAGGGAUGGAAGAAAAGAACAAAGAGAAACUGUUCCUCUCACCUCCUUC
Suricata suricatta (meerkat) is the source of this 2258-nucleotide messenger RNA. It is a transcript of the gene ANKRD13B, whose product is annotated as ankyrin repeat domain 13B. The record is from RefSeq and is a predicted model, not a curated record. The transcript has 13 exons. Bases 1 to 1890 code for a protein of 629 amino acids. Lineage: Eukaryota; Metazoa; Chordata; Mammalia; Carnivora; Herpestidae. Gene Ontology annotation, cellular component: cytoplasm.